Molecule: messenger RNA, 3581 nt
Organism: Erinaceus europaeus (western European hedgehog)
Lineage: Eukaryota; Metazoa; Chordata; Mammalia; Eulipotyphla; Erinaceidae
Gene: DESI2
Product: desumoylating isopeptidase 2
Exons: 5
Coding region: 369-953 (194 amino acids)
Biological process (GO): protein deubiquitination
Molecular function (GO): deubiquitinase activity
Source: RefSeq, a predicted model, not a curated record
AGGAGGAGCGGCAUCGGCGGAGCUAGAGCGCAGGCGGGCCCAGCCCCGCGCCGGGCCGGCUCCGCCCCCGGGGCUCCGGGCGCCCGCCCCUCUCGCAGGCCCCGCCUUCCCCCACGUGUCUGCCGCCUAGGGGAGGCGCCUGAGCCGGAGCGGGCUCGCCACCGGUGCGGCGCCGUCGGCGCGGAGGGUCCUGUCGGUUGCGCCCCGGAGCGGCCCGGCUCCCCGAUGCUCCCGCCCCGGCCGCCGCGGGCCGGCCUGUGUGCUUAGCGCCCCGCUCUGCCCGCAGAGGCGCCCGCGGGGGUGGGAGCGGCCUCGGCCCCGCGGAGACGGAGCGGCAGCAGGACGAGGCGGUGGCCGCGGGGAGGAGGAUGGGGGCUAAUCAGUUGGUGGUGCUCAACGUGUACGACAUGUACUGGAUGAACGAAUACACCUCAUCCAUUGGAAUUGGAGUUUUUCAUUCAGGAAUUGAAGUAUAUGGCAGAGAAUUUGCUUAUGGUGGCCAUCCUUACCCCUUUUCUGGAAUAUUUGAAAUUUCCCCUGGAAAUGCUUCUGAAUUGGGAGAAACAUUUAAAUUUAAAGAAGCUGUUGUUUUAGGGAGUACUGACUUCCUAGAAGAUGAUAUAGAAAAAAUUGUAGAAGAACUGGGAAAAGAAUACAAAGGCAAUGCUUAUCAUUUGAUGCAUAAAAACUGCAAUCACUUUUCUUCAGCUUUAUCAGAGAUUCUUUGUGGGAAAGAGAUUCCGCGCUGGAUCAAUCGCCUGGCCUACUUCAGUUCCUGCAUACCCUUUCUCCAGAGUUGCCUCCCGAAGGAGUGGCUCACUCCGGCAGCCCUGCAGUCCAGUGUCAGCCAGGAGCUGCAGGAUGAACUGGAGGAAGCCGAGGAUGCAGCUGCGUCAGCCUCUAUGGGCAGUGCCGCUGCUGGCUCCCGGCCAGGCCGCCACACCAAACUGUAAACGUCUCCAAAGUCAUGGACUCAGAACUGUCACCGGCAAUUGACUAUCACGACAGAAAAGUUUAAAAAAAAAGAAUAAACAUCCUUUGGAUAUUUUGUAUGCAAAGAUGGCUCUCCCCCAAGUCCCAGUUUUUCAGCUCAGGAUUAUAUUUGUAAUCAGAAAAACAAAAAACAAACAGAAAAAAAUCACUUGGCGCAGGAGGGAGAACUUUGUAUGAAGCUGCCCUCUGUUUUUUUACCCACUUGUAAAUUUGGAUUUCCUUCUGUUUUCUACAAAUGGUUAAGUUAUGUUUACAGAUUUUUGUAUCGCUGUUUACAGAUUCUGCAUGGACUCCUGCCACCGUGAAAGAAGAAAACCUUCAUGUCUUCAAACAGUAGGCAGGUAAUCUUUGUACACGCUGACGAUUGCCAGAGCUAUGGCAGAACUAAGAAGUAGGCACACAGUUAAAGUCACCACCACCUGCUAGAGAGUCAGCCAGGUUUGAAUUGGCUUGGAUUUGGUUUCCAGUUUUGGCAUCAGGAUGCAGAGGGGAAGAGGCCUGUACUGAACUCAGGGGGCUUGGGGCCUUGGUGUACAUGAGGCAGCCCACCUCUGGGCCUAGUUCCUCUAGCAGCUUUCAUCCUGGGUAGCACAUCCGCCAAGGCUCUCCUUGAACGGUUGCUUUACCACUUAUCUGCCCUCCCCCUCCAUUGGGUGGUACCACCCCUAUGGCUCUCUGCUUUCAAGGCCUCUGAUCCUGUAAUCAAGAUGAGUUUCCUUAAAGACAUUUUUUGCUAGUAACUGACAAGUGUUUUUGCACAUAUGUUCGGAGGAGGGUUCAUUUUUAUUUUAAUACAUGUUGAUAUCCUCCCCACACAGGGUUUUGUUGAUGGGCAAGGAAAUUUCCUAAGGGGUAGCAAUCCUCUGAGUAGCAGUAUGAGUUGACAUUCAACUGCCUUUAACUGUUCGGGCUACCUUUUAUACUGGACCAUGAAAACUAGAAUCUAAAGUAACAGCACUCCAAAAAGGUAAUCCUCCAAUAUUUGAAACAUUUUAUGUACCAUAUCAGAAAGAGUAUGUCAGGGUUUGUUAGUUUGGUUAUGGGAGUAGUUUCACCUCAUAAAAGAAAGCCUCAUCUUAUUGACCCGUUGUUGAAAAAUCAUCACUGUGUGUCAAAAAGUUCAACCAUUUCUGUUCUCUCAAAUGUAUGUCUCCUCCAUAACAUACUCUAAGAAUGGAAUUGUCACCACAGAUAAGUCCUCAUUAGCAAGGAACCUGCUUACGUCUACUCCCAGUUUGACCCUUGGAUGUAAGAGCCAAGUCAUUACAUUACAUGUUAAAUUCAAUUUUUCUGCCUUAAGAAUGAAUGUCCUCCAUACAAUAUUGGAUGCAGUGUAUAAAUUAUCCAAGGCAGUGACUUCAGAUAUAUAUAUAUAUAUAUAUAUAUAUAUAUAUAGUUAGUUAGUUUUAAAGUCAUCUACUUUUAUUUAAACUUCUAGACUGGAUUAUUUGGAAUUGCUCUUUCUAAAGACAUAAUCUUUUAGUAAGAGACAUUUUAAAAUUUUUCCAUAAGCUGGUUUUGAUUCUUUAUAUCAACUCAAGCACACCCUGCUAAUGGGGAAAAUAAACCUCAGGUUAUAAGCAUUGACCUGAGGAAAAUGAAGCCACUUAACCAAAUGCGUGCUUUUGACUGUUCUGUUUCUGAAGAGGGAAACCUUUGCAGUUUAUUCUAAAUUCUCUGGAAGGGCAGAGCACUUAUUUUAAGAGAUGUGACAGGAGAAAGAAAGGGGAGGAAAAAGGAAUGUAUUAUUAUCUUUAUGAAAACUGGAUUUGGUUAAGAUUCCAAAAUGAGAUUUAGAAUAAAACACUGAGACUCUAAGCAGUGAAUUUGUUCACUAGAAGAAGACAAAACCCAAAUUAGUGAGAAGAGUUUGGUAUACUUUGCUUGGUUUUUUUGUUUUUAAAUAAUGUGGUAGGUUGCAGUUUCUUCUAAUUGAUUGAAAUACAAACUUGAGCUACUGAGACAUAAAGAAUGGCCACUAGUUAGAUAAUUCUUGGUGAAUAUUCAGGAACAUUCUACUGUACUUAAACCAGAAUCUGACACCUCAGCACAGAUUUUGUUGUAUUUUUAUUUGCGGCAUUUGGGGUUUUUAAAUAGUAUAAAGAAUAUUAGUAGAAAUAAACAGUGGCCUGCAACCUAUUGUCAUGCUAAUAUUAAGCGGAGAAAUUUCUGGACAUAUGUUUGUCUGCAGGUUGAGAAAUAAAAUUUCUAUAGAAAAAUCUCAUCAAGUCCCUUCUCCACAAUUCAAAAUUGAAAGUGGAUUUCAGUAACUGGUAUUUAGCCAGCUUUUCUUCAUCUGUGGAGGAAAGGAACUUUGUUCCCAGCCUGAUUUCUGUUAAGAAAAAUCCUAGAUUAAAACUCCAGUUACUACAGUCAGAUGUGAUCUGAUAAAGUCAGGUGUCCUCUGUCAUGUUAACCAAGUGAACAUGGUGAGUUGGGCAAUAAUAAUACACUUCUUAGAAGGUCAGAUGCUACCGGUUUCUCUUGUUUGUUUUAAAUGCCCGUGGGUUGUCUUUUUGUUUCCAACCCCACCCAUCCCCACCUUUGGAAAGUGGCCUCUACAAGGCCACCAUAGAGAGAGCCUCCAC